CAACAGAUUUGUUCUUGCCAAGGGAGGAAAAAAGCCAACCCACCAACAGUUUAAAUUAAAAAAAAAAAAUGAAACUAAAGCCCAACUCAUCAUCAGCCUAUGCAGGAGCAGGAGGGGUUUCGGAGUGAACUGCAUGCAGGAAAUAUCUCACAUCCUGAGUUUCAGGAUUCUUUCGCUCGCUCUGUAACUGUGCAUUAAUGGGGCUGGGACCAGCUGAUCGAAGUUUGUCUUUCGGCCUGGAUUAAGAUGUCAGAGCGUCUCCAUGCAGGACGACAACGCAACCCUCCUUUUCCUCAUCCCCCGACCCAGAUACUCUGUCUACUGCUCAGCCUCUUAAUAACACCCUCAUCCGGGUCUCGAGGAGAAACUGCUGAAAGUAAACUGGAAUUCCCUAGGCAAUGGAUUCAAAGAGAACAACUAGAACACUACCACAUAACCAUCCCUUAUCUUUUGAGUGGUAAACAGUGGAAACCAAUAAAGAAUCUUUAUGAACAGACUCACCCAGCAAUGCUGAAAUUUCUUAUACAAGCCGAAAGUGAACAACUUGUCAUCAGUCUGGAGAGAAAUGAUGGUCUCUUUGCUGGCAACAUCACAGAAAUGCAUUAUUUGGAAGAUGGUACUAGCACUAUUGUCACACGUAAUUACACGAAUCACUGCUUCUAUCAUGGCCAUGUACAAGAAUAUUCUGAAUCUGCAGUAAGUUUGAGUACAUGCUCUGGACUCAGGGGUAUUAUUUUUUUUGAAGAUAGAACCUACAUUUUGGAGCCACUGGAAGGUGCUAUGAAUGAACAUAUAAUCUAUAGACCAAAACACCCAAACCUAAUCCUGGGUACAUGUGGCCAUCAUCUCAAUCUUACUGGUAUCACUUUGGGGGAUACUGCACAGCUUAUUCAGACAUUUACUAGCAGACACAAAAGAGAAACUCUGAAGUCCACCAAGUAUGUGGAGCUCGUAAUUGUGGCUGAUAAUCGUGAGUUUCAGAGACAAGGCAAGGAUGUGGAAAAAAUGAAACUGAGGCUAAUAGAAAUUGCAAACUAUGCUGAUAAGUUCUACAGGCCAUUAAAUAUUAGAAUAGUUUUGGUUGGAUUAGAAGUCUGGAAUGAUGUGGAUAAAUGUACAGUAACUCAAGAUCCCUUCACCACUCUUCAUGAGUUUCUGGAUUGGCGAAAGAUGAAACUACUACCUCGUAAACCACAUGAUAAUGCACAACUAGUCAGUGGAAUCUAUUUCCAAGGUACCACCAUUGGCAUGGCACCUAUAAUGAGCAUGUGCACUAGAGAGCAAUCUGGAGGCAUUGUUAUGGAUCAUGCAGACAAUCCAUUGGGGGCAGCAGUAACUCUGGCUCAUGAACUAGGCCACAAUUUUGGUAUGAACCACGAUACACUGGAAAGAGGUUGCAACUGCAAAACAACUGCAGACAAAGGUGGCUGUAUUAUGAACCCUUCAACUGGCUAUCCGUUUCCCAUGAUGUUCAGCAGCUGCAGCAAGAAAGAUCUGGAAAACAGCUUGGAGAAAGGCGUGGGGAUGUGUCUCUUCAACCUUCCAGAGGUUAAGGAAUCAUUUGGUGGCCCCAAAUGUGGGAACGGCUUUGUAGAAGAGGGAGAAGAGUGUGACUGUGGUGAACCUGAGGAAUGUACGAACCAAUGCUGUAAUGCUACAACCUGUACUUUAAGGCCAGGAGCAAUGUGUGCACACGGACUUUGCUGUGAAGAUUGCAAGCUGAGGCCAGCAGGGAUUUUAUGCAGGGGUACCAGUAAUUCCUGUGAUCUUCCUGAAUUCUGUACUGGAAGCAAUCCUCAUUGCCCAGCCAAUGUUUACUUGCAUGAUGGGCACUCUUGCUAUGGGGUAGAUGGGUACUGCUAUAAUGGGAUGUGCCAGACUCACGAACAGCAGUGCAUCACCCUCUGGGGACCAGGUGCUAAACCUGCUCCUGAGAUAUGCUUUCAGAGAGUCAAUUCUGCAGGAGAUCCAUAUGGAAACUGUGGCAAGGAUUCUAAAAGUACUUUUGCCAAGUGUGAACCCAGAGAUUCAAAGUGUGGAAAAAUUCAAUGUCAAGGGGGAGCAAGUCGACCUGUAAUUGGUACCAAUGCUGUCUCAAUAGAAACAAAUAUCCCUCUACAAGGAGGAGGCAAAAUUCUGUGCCGAGGAACACAUGUUUACUUGGGGGAUGACAUGCCUGAUCCUGGUCUUGUCUUGGCUGGAACAAAAUGUGAAGAUGAAAAAAUCUGUCUUAAUCGCCGCUGCCAAAACACCAGUGUAUUUGGUGUUCAUGAAUGUGCAACAAAAUGUCAUGGACGUGGGGUCUGCAACAAUAAAAAAAAUUGCCACUGUGAGGCUCAUUGGGGUCCUCCCUUUUGUGAUAAGGCAGGAUUUGGUGGCAGUAUUGACAGUGGGCCAGUUCGACAAUCUGAUAACAGAAGCUUAAUUGCAAUACUUAUAACCAUCCUGUGCCUUCUGGCGGCCAGUUUACUUGUGUACUUCAAGAGGAAGAUCUUGAUUAGAGUAUUCUUUAUUAAUAAGAAGACUACAAUAGAGAAACUUAGGUCAGUGAGUCAAACAAGGCCUUCCAGUUCAUCUGAAUCUAAUCAUGUUCAUACGGCAACAUUCCUCAGUAAAAAACUAGCCAAACAGCCACAAAAUUUAACCACACCCAAGAGAAACAAUGUACAACAAUUGCUACAAUAUCAGAAAAGGGAUAUUAGCUACUUUGUGAAGGCCCAGGAUAUAUCGAAACGGAGCCCACCAGAGAGGGUCCAGGCACAUCUUUGUGAGAUUUCCUGCCAACAAUCUGUGUCUGGAAAGGUGCUGCCCACCAAGCCCCUUCUGAAAUUUGACCUGGAAUCUUGCAAGCCAAGUCCUCCUCAGAAGCCUUUGCCAGCUAAUCCUCAGAAGAACAAAGCUAUUCAGAUUAAUACUGCUUCUCGGACAAUGUUUGAGCUUCCAAAACCUAUGCCUCAAAUUGCUCCUGUCAGGCCUGCACCAAAACCUCCACUUCAAGUGCCUAGGCACUGCAAUGCUGCCUAUAUGAAAUGAAAAAACCGAACACCAUUUUUAUUCUGAAAAAAUAGAAGUUUGCACUAUUUUUCAGCUGGAAAUUAAUAUUUUUAUAUCAACCAAUAGAAUUGUUAAUGUUCUAUAUCCCAUUGUUUUAAGAAUUCUGAGCUACUGCCUUUGGUGCUAUACUGUGUAAAGGUGGUCUGCGUCCUUGCUCAGGUACUUAUAAAUUAUUAAUUUAUACUGAUAUUUAUUACAGUGCAGAGCACUGUAGUAAAUAUUAUUUCAUCAUAAUCAGGUUUUCCUAGGAUGGAAGCCAUUUUUAUGAUGUUUAAGCAGUCUUGAACCAUCUUUCAUUUUAAAUUCCACAGCAGGCUAUAUAAUACCUCUCUGUGUUUGUUGUUCAGUUUAGAUCUGUUAUUUGCAGGAUGCUGACUAGAACUGAAAUAAAAUUGCUGAGAUCAAGGGCCCAAUGAAAGUUCAAACUUUUUUAUUGUUUGCCAAAAUAUGUAGGCAAAAUAUAAUUUGGGGGGUAUAAUUUAAAGGAAAGUGAAGUAAACAACUGCCAGUGCUUUUCCUAUUGAUAUUCCAUUAGAAAGAUGGAAAAAUACUAUUUGCAAAAAUCAAGGAAUAUUGUGAGAUUUUCUCAUAAUUUGAAAGCAAAUGCAACCAAAAAUUCACUGUGAUUAUGCAAGUACCAAAUGGAAGUUCAAUCUACCUCUAAUGAACUGUGCAUAUGGAACAUAACCAUUUUUGGAGAAAAUAAUACAAAAUGUGAUUUGUGCAAAACUCAUCUCCAUCACCAUGAUACAGAUGUACGUUAAAUAUACACUGAAUUAUCUCUGAGGCUUAUAUACCUAUCCCAAGAUCAGCAGUUUUAUCCAGUACCCAGAAUCCAUUUUUAAUUGUACCAGAAUCUCAAGUAUAUUUCUUAUAAAUAUUUAUUUCAGUUCUAUAACAUGUUAGUUCUCUGUUCCAGAAUUAGAAUGGGUUAGAGAAAUCUUCAGAUAAAUUGUACUAACACAAGUUAUUUCUUUUUUGUAAUACACAGAAAUAUAGUUAGCCACAAUGGUAUAUCCUAACUCACUGUACUGUAAUGUUAAAUGCCUGUUUUCCAAGACAGUGUACAGAUUUUCAAAUAGCUUUUAAAGUACUGUAUAUUGAAUACCAGUUUAAGUAGAAAUGGUGUGUAAUUUCUAUCAUAAUGCAUUUUCAAACUUUUCAGUCUUCUCAGUGUUUAUGUAUUUGUAUGUAUGCAAGCAUACAUAUAUACACAUCUACAUGCACACAACAAUGCACACGAGGCUCACACUUUGAUGAUUAGUUUCCACCAAUACGGCACAAGGUGCUUGACUUUUUCUUACUCUGUGGUGCAACAGACCAUAUAGCCACAAAACUUAUAGGUAGCUUUAUAGUUCUGUAAUACGCACCCAGUUCAGAUGCUUACCUUCCAUUUAUACGAUGGUUUCAUGUACAGAAUAGCAAGUAACUCAGCAUGGGAUAGGAGUUUUUACUUUUUAAAAACAUAUUACUAUAGAAGUCAUAUUUCAAAAAAUAUUUCUUAUAAACAGCUGUGCACAGUAACAAAAAUGCAUUGUUUAGACUUACGCACUAAAAGAAAAAAUCAACACAAUAAAAUAUUUUGCAAAAACCCAUAACAAUGUCUUGAGAGUACCGUAUUUAGCACUUACAAAAAUUAGAUUCGUAGAGGUACUGCUUUGAGUUAAGCUACCAUAUUUCGGCUGAAAAAUAGCAGAUAGCUAGAUGGCAGCAAGGAGACAGACAACUCAUUCUGUUGUUGUUGCAGCUCUUGGUAAUAAUCCAAGUUUCUGCAGCCCAGAUUUAGUAGCCAAGUACUGAGUGGCGAUGACACUGAUGGUUAAGACCAAAGUUAAUAUCUUCAUUCAUCCAGUCAUUUGUCUUUCUCAUAGACCCUCUGUUAUUUUCACUCUGUCAGUGACUCUGUCAUAUCAUCACUUUUAAUUCUUCAUCUCCUUAUGUCCACUUAUUUUAUAAAAAUAAUUUAAUUAGUUCUUAUACCGGGCUGUUGCACGCCAAGAAAUUUGAAGAAUUCAACACUUAAAAAACAUUUUCAUAUUUACCGCUUAUGCUGAAUGUUCUGUUCAUUGGUUUAAUGCACGGUGACUAAAGAUGUAGCUCUGAAAUUAGCUAUAACAGAAAAGGUAUAGGUUUCCCCUGUCCAGUCGUGUCUGAUUCUAGGGGACAGUGUUCAUUUCUUAGAUGAGAGAGCCUUCAUUACCUGAAGACAGCUCGGAUCAUCUCCAAUCAUAAAGGACCACAAUUAAGAGGAUAGAAUUCUAGUGCUUUUUAUGAAAAUGGCAAAUUUUGAGUUCAUCUAUCCCAGUACUAUCUGCACGGAUCACUUAGAUUUCUAAGAGAGGAGUAAGAUCAUUUCCCAUUUGUCUACCUAAAAUUGAACUUCCCAUGCCUCUAUGUAAAUGGGGGCUUUUUCAUCUGCUGUCUGUUUAUGGUCAGAAAGUCUCUACCAUUGAUUUUUCUCCCCUGCUAACUAGCAGGGGAGAAAAUCAAGGCUUAUUUCAUUAGCAGCAUGGAUAUACUGACUUACCAUCUAAAAGAUAUUGUUAAAAUUAUUUUAGUCCAAACAGCAGCUGGGAAGCAUAAGAUAAAUGUAUUUGUCCUUGGUUUAGCAAUUUUAUAAAAAAUAACUAUUUUUAUUGAUAGAGCUACAUUUAUUUUUUCCUUUCUCUUAAAAAUACAUAACCAAUUGAAUCCCUAUAUUUUACAUCUUUCCUAUUAUUAUAAAUUGACUGAUAAUAUUAUCUGUUAAUACAUCAAAUUGCUUUUAGUUUCCAGACCUUUUCGUAAUUCCAGUUAUAUAUGCAACAUGCUCUUUUCCAAAGUCACUAAUCUUUGCUUCUUAAUAAAGAGAGCCAGCACCUAAUGAUCUUUAUUUCUUUUUGAUACAUAAUUUAACUUUUCCAAUUAUUAUGCUCUGUAUUUAGGCAACAACAGCAGUGAUGCCUAUGAAGAAACCAGGUAAAAACAUCCAUAUCUCAAAACAAAGCAAAAUGGAAUUAUCUAGGAAACAAUUUGGUUCAUAAACUUUGCAUAUGUUACUAUGUAAUUAUUGAUAUUUUAAUUUAUAAGACAUUUUGGAAAAUAUUAAUGCAAUAUUUAUGCUAAGUAGGAAGUUAUUGAUGAUUGUAAAAUUCAGCUUUUUAAAAUGAGAUUUGCCAAGUGCUAUUAGUAUUCUUUAUCUUUCAUGCCUCUUGAAUAGAUUUAGGUUUUCUGAGGGCUUUGACCCACCAUUCUCCAUGAAAAUUAAUUCUAUUUGACUGUCACUCAAAAUAAAUUCAUAAUUACUUAUUAAAAAGAUGACAUUUAUUUCAUCUAGCAAUAAUCCCAGGAAGAGAAUGCUUAUAAAAAUAUUGAACUAUGUAAGACUUAUUCUUUCUUUGGUACUAACAUUAAUUUCCCAUCAUUAUUUCCUUUCUAUUUAUAAAAAAAGUGUAAGCAAAACUAUUUAAGAGAUAUAACCUUCAGUUAGAAGACUCUAUGCAUUCUUAGUGCCCCAAUCUAACAGGCAUUUGUUGGGUACUACUGCAUGAGAAAUAAGAUCAGUCUGUGUAGAUGACAGUUAAUAUUAGACUUCAGAACAUGUGCAAUGUGCAUAAUGUAUGUUAGGCAGAGGUCAAAUAUAUAUCACAACCGAAAUCAGCAGAUGAUCAAGUCAAUUUGAUCUUAUCUAACAUUUUAUAAGUGAGAAGAAACAUGGUUUUAUGUGUCUGUUACUAUUAUUCUGUCACAAAAGGAGUCAACAAAAGUAUCAGUAAACUGAAGAGAAUUUUUUCUUAAUUACAACAAAGCAUAUCAAUCAUCUUAAUUUUAUAGCUGGAGCUGUAACAUUAGUAUUUCCUGAAACCAAGUCUUCCAAGGCAAAACGCUCCUUAGUUUCCCAACAGGAUAUUUGUAGACCUCAUCUGAAGAAAGCAAGUGCCUAGACCAACCUGUGAUGUUUUCAAUGGAUGGCAGCAAAGCUUCCCACCAUCAUGGCUUUGUUGGUGUGCACAGGGGGCAUCUUAGGAUGUGCAGGAUAUUAAGCCAUCGUAUUCUUUCCAAACAAUUGGGAACUCCUACAGCUUAAGAGCAAAUCUCAUGUCAUUGGAAGCUAUGCUUUGGGGGGGAAAGGGGAUGGGUGGUUUGAGAAUCUCCAUACCUGGAGGUUACGGCUUUAAAAAGAGGCAAUUCUCCAGCCCUCAUGUUUCCAAAAGAUGAUUCGGUAUGGUCAUGAUCAUGAUGCUGGACUUGCUUUCUGAUGAACAGGGAGAAAAAGAGCUAGGGGCAUCUAGGAAUAACAGCCCUGGUGGGACUGAUUCCAGCACUAUUGUAGCCAAUUACACCCACUUCAUUCUGGCUGAAGCAGAUCCAGUAAGAAUCCCUGCCUGCACCCUCUAUCUGCCUCUCAGAUUCUUAAAUCAAUUCACCUAGUACUGAGUUGUAUUUUUUCUGCCAAAAAGCAGAAAAAUAGACUCUAAGAAGUAAAGAACAAGCUGUUCAUUUGGAUAAAGCAUGAGCACAGCUGAUUUUUUAGGUCUCUGUCAUUAGCUCCUUAGUGCAAACAUUUUCCUGGGACCGCAUAGCUACUGUGUGAAUCCACAAAAAGCUAGGACAUCUUUAAGAUGGUGGCAGCUGCAACAAGCACCCUCAAACUCUCUCUGAACCACAUUUUCUACUUUAGAUACAAAUAAUUUUACAUUCCCAUAAAUAACUGAGAAUUGGUGGGAUAACUACAUUUAAUAUAAAAAGAAAAAAAGCAAUGGACAUAGAAUACCAUGUCCUGUUCUGGAUACUACAGUUCCAAAAAAGGCCAAUAGCAAAUUGGAAUGAGUUCAAAAGAGAGUUAUAAAGAUAUUGAAGACUGUGGAAACUAGCCCAAUAUACAACAGUUGAAAGUUCUGAGAAAGAUUGAUGAGAGAUACACUACCAUUCUUCGGACAUCUAAAAGGAGGGAUUUAUUUUCUACUCUGCCAAAGUAUAGGACUGGAAUCUGUGGGUGUAAACGUAGAAGACAGCAGAAUUAAUAACUUUCAGGUACCUUCAAACUCAAAUCUAAACUGAUAAUCUGUGCUUAUAUAUUAACUGCAUAUAAUAUGCUGACUUUCCAGCAAAUGAACUAUAAGUAAAUAAAAAAAUAUUUUUGAAAUUAAUGGUAAUGCAACAAGAAAAGACAGGAGAUUUGAAAGCAGAUGCAGCAAUUUUAGAAUUACACCUAUCCCAAAAUAAAAAAAAUUAUGCGGAAUAUUUAUUAUUCAGAUAUGUUUUACAGCAAGUAAUAGGAUGCAUGAGAUGCAAUGUGAGCUGCCUUUAGGACUCAUCCUAUGGAACAAAAAAAAUCCUAACGCCAUUUGUUCUUUACUAGAGGAAUAGCAACUGAUGUAUAAUUUGAACUGUUGAUAUUGUGAUCCUUGAAACAUUUUUACAUUAAAUGAAAUCAGUUGUUCUAAUUAAUGUGUAUAGGGUUAUUUUAACAAAAUAAUUCUAUAUACUAUAAAUGUAUAUUAGAAUCCAGUGCAUUCAUUUUUAUGAAAUAGAUCUCUAUAGUGGUUACAAUUAUACUUGCUUUAUUUGAUAUACAGCAUUAUAUUACAGUUUGUCUUCCUUCUGUCCAGACUUUAUAAAAAUUACUACAGUAUGUCAAUAUAUUUCAAUAUUAGGAUAUUUUCUUUUAAGUAUUUUAUAUCAAAUAAAUUGUAAAUACAUAUUUAGUUAUCUGUUAUUUUUUAUUUUAUUAAAUGAUUUUGCAAAUUGAGAUUUAUUGAGGAAAUAAAUGUUUAUUUACUCUGCAGUUCAAAUAGGGCAUACUUUAUAAAUCAAGUACAUUUAAGAAUUCAGUCAUAUAUAGACCUAUUGAGGAAUAAAAUUUCUUUAAAGUCUGUGAUUUUUAAUGCAUAUUGAAGUUAUUUAAUAAGUAUGGCCUCAGAAUGUUAGGAAAAAAGUAGUUUGGCAGCUAAAUUUAUCAAUUUCUUCUUUGGCAGAGAAGACAUCACACUAAGCAUUUCUUAUAUUGUUCACCUAAUAAGACAAUAUUUGUUGGGUCAAAAUUCUAUGCAACUCAGAGUGCACAGAGGUUCUAAGAUCACAGUAUGUCUUCAGAAUAAAACAUUAUGUCUUCUUGAAAAAUAUGCCAUAUACAGUAUAGAGCUACAGAAAUAAGUUGGGGAAAAAGUCUAAAUAACUAUUUCAUUAGAAGCUAAAGAUACAUUUGUUUUAUAUACUAAAGAAUUUCUCAGUGCUGAGUACUGUGUUCACAACAAAUAUUGAAAAGAAGCUUAGAAAUCAACUACUAGCCUUUUAUCAUUCUCAAAAAAUAUAUGAAAAUAAUCACAUUAUUUCAAUUGUAGAAAGAUAAACAAUAGCUUUCUGCUAACAGAUAAGAUACUAAGUUAACUUUUAUUCAAUGUGAAGGUGUUAAUUGACAGAGUUGGAAGAAAAUUAAAAUGUAAUUACAGCAUUAUCAGCCUGAAGGAAGAGAAGUGUUUAUUAAGCUACUAAUAUUGUUUAUGCUAUUCAUAUAUUAUAAUUUAUAUUGUGUAUAAAUUUGUUGCUGCUGUUAAGAGCUUGACUGAGAGAACAAUAAAUUUCUCAAUGAUAGCAAAUCUUUGCUACUGUGAUUGAAAUAAUGAUUAAAGUCAUCAGGACAAAUGGAUUUAUCGGACAUAUUUAUUUUUCUGAACUAGAAAACAGGAUUAAAAAGCAGAAGGAGAAAAUCCUUUGCUGCUUAUUGGCUAUAUCUUGUAGCUAUCUACUUCUACAGAAAUGCUUUGACCUCAGAAAGCCUGAGAAAGAUCUCAGGCUCUCUCUCACCUCUGUACAUGAAAAUAAUUUAGACAAGCUAGAUAGCCACUCUAAAUUUAUUUUCUCUUAUUGCUUUGCAAUCUAACUGAAAUCCAACAUCAACAAAGAAGCCUCAGGCUUCCUAUCCCUGCUGCACAGAGUUGUUGUGAACUUGUUUUAUAUACCACUAUCAUAUGGGGCUGCUGUUUCUAAAAAUCUCUAUAUGGCAGAUGUCAUUUAUAAUGCUGCAGAGUAUUCAAAAGAAUAUUAUUCAAAGUGCAUUGAUAGUGUGAAAACACCCUUCUUUGGAGGAUAGAAGUAGUAAUGUCCCUGGACCCAGCUGUUGGAGACUUAUUCAGACAAUAUUGCACAAUUCACAGAAAACAAUUUGGCUGAGACCGCCCCAAAGUGAAAUUCAUGUAGAGAUUACCACAAAAAGCCUUCAAGCAGCCUUACUGAGCCUACCAGAAGACAUUGCUGUUUCCGAGUUUUGAAGAGAAACACUUUCAUGUCAAUAUACUUUAUGAAGCAUUCUAUCAAAUGCUUUACACAACCCUAGAUAUAUACUAUCAAGCUCUCUCUCUCUCUCUCUCUCUCUCUCUCUCUCUCUCUCUCUCUCUCUCUCUCUCUCUCUCUCUCUCCCUCCCUCUCUCUCUCUCUCUCUCUCUAUGUGUGUGUGUGUGUGUGUGUGUGUGUGUUUAGUGUUCUGGAUCUGAACUUUUAUGCAGUUUCUAAAAUGAUAGGCACAUUUUGAAUAUGAUUUGGACGCACAAUUCAUUAACCAACUGAAUUUGUAAUUUUGUGAACAUAAACCUAGAAAGCUUAGAACCAAAUACUGUGAAUCUGAUCAAUUAAUUUUAACCCCUAUAUUUAUAUCAACAAUAUUAGCAUCUAUAUAUAGCAUUUUAUUUUUGUAAGAGUCAUUUAAUCAUUUAAAUAUGGAAAAUAUCAAAUAUUAGAAAUUAUAUUUGUUUAAUAUUGUAGAAGGAGAAUACUAUUGGGUGAAGAGAAGAUCAAGGAAAUAUAUUAUCAAUUGAUAUACUAAUUAUGGAAAUAUAAAAAUUAAUUAUUAUUGAUUGUUUAUUAACUAUUAUUAAUUGUAUAUUCUUUUCUAAAAAAAUUAUGAACCCAGACAAUGCGCGGUACACCAGUCAUUAAGAUUGUUAUUGUAAAAAACCAAUAAAACUUCUACAACAACAACAACAAUAAUAAUAAUAAUUUUAACCCCAACUAGAAUAAAAACAAAUGAGCCAGUUUUGUGUGAUGGUGAAAAACACCGAACUAGAAACCAGCAGACUGUGAGUUCUAGGCCUCCUUUAGGCACAGGGUCAGUUGGGUGACUUUGGGUUGGUCACUCAUUCUCAGCCAUAGAAAGGAGACAAUGGCAAACCAUUUCUGAAAAACCUUGGCAAGAAAAACCAAGGGCUAGUCUAGGCAGUCACCAGGUGUCAAAAACUGACUUGAAGACACACACACAAACACACACACACACAAAUCAAAUAUAAAUACAGUAUUUGGAUAAUAAGAGUUCUUUGUACCUUUGAAUCACUCGUUUCUGCUUGGGAAGACACUGUAGGUUGUUUUGUGUUUUUUUACAUUUUUUUUUUUAAAGUGGUUUGGGUGUAGGGCUGAGAGAAAGUAAUUGAGUCAAAGUCACCCAGCUAGUUUGGGUGCUUUUAACUGCAAUAUGUUUUAGCUCAGUGCUUUUAACUGCUGUACAAAACUGGCUUUCAUAAAUUAGUAUUUGUUGAGCAAAUUCUCUUGGUAAGAUUUCCAAUUUAUAUUCAGUAGACUGUGCUCAUAUUCUUAUUAUGAUAAAGUCUCAAAUAAAAUUAUUUGUGGCAACUAUGCAGAAGUUGGGGGUUUUUUUCCUGUAUGUGGAAAAAGUUAGGCCUUAACAUUUGUAACACAAAGCUGGACCAAGACAUUCUGAAUCCUGAGAUAAAGGACAAAGUGACCUUGAUCCUACUCUACAUUUAAAGCCAAUUAAUCUAGUUAAAUACUACAGAAUUUACUCCUACAGAAUCCAUCAUGUCAGGCAGCACUAUACAUCUUACCACCAACACUCUGUAUUUGUCAUUUGAUAGAGCUACUUUGCCUAAUACUGUGGAUGAUCCUAGGUAUAUAAUUACUAAAUAUUUCUCUAGAAGAAUAAAUCUCACCAGGUUUUCUAUACCUUUGGAGAGUCCAGUGUUUGCUUUAUGUUACUCACUAAUCAGCACUACACAUUUGUGACUACAAAAGUCUCUGCCAAAGUGAUAAAAUGUUUUACUUAUUCGAGUAGUAUAAGAAAGUCAAAAUCAUAACAAUAUUUCUAAAAACAACCACACUAGUUCUAUUAUAUCACUCGUUUUAAAUUGUAAUUGAGAACCUUGACCUGCCCAGAAAAACUAGAUCUUUACAAGAUUAGAAAAAGUUUGACUUUUAGACUUUAUUUCCUAUUUAUGUGCUUGGUGUUCUGAUCUAUCCUGCAUCACUGAUCCUUCCAUAACAAGACAGUUUGAAGGAUUCUUUCAUGUUGCUUAUGUUAAAGAACAAGUGAGAUAAAUUCAUGUCCAAUUACUAUGGCAGAAUCUGAAUUUAAUGAUUUGUGCGCUUAUGAUGUAACAUGGAAAUUCUGGCAUAAAAAAGGAAGAGCUUUCAAACUGUUUCCAAAAGUGGGUUAUCUUUUAAGAAUAAAUACUGCAUGCUAAAGUACAAGAGAUGUUCAGUUGAAUGCAGCUUGGCUGUAGUGGUAAUGUUAAUUUGUUUUAGCAAAUGCAGCUUGAAGCAAUAUAUUGAAUUGGGAGAUAAAUGAGAAUGGGCCAAUUAUUUUUCCAACUCUUUCAUUUCCAUUUUAUAUCGUCCGGUAUUUAUCUCUAUCCCUUCGCAGAGGCACAAAGAAUAAGGGGAGGAUGCUUUACUGCAAAAAUAUUAUGAAAAACUUAGACAUCCUCUUAUGCUAUUUUAUUCUUCUGAUUAGAAAGAGCAAUCCUGAAGAUUGGUAUAAAGAGUUCUACAUCUCCAGGAGAUCCAAAUUCUUUUCUGGAGCCUGUCAGCAGAAAAGAAAUGAGGGAACAGCAAUAUUUUUUUUCUUUCCCUCAAUAGGUUUUUUUUCUAGCUCUAGGGGUUAUAAAAUUCCCCUUUCCCCUGUCUCCUAGUAUACUGAUGGUUGGUCCACUUAUCUAUCUCUAUUUUCUUUCUCUGACAUCAGAGAUCCAAAACUGGGGUUUUGAAUAAAUUCUUAUAAACUGGAUGUGGCAGUUUCAAGGUUAAAUCUCCUUCAGGGUUGGUCCUCCUCUCCCUGCCCCAGAGAAUUUAUCCUAUUCUAUAGUCAUAGAGUGGGGGUGUCAAAUUGCUGGCCUGCAGGCCGGAUGCAUCACGCAGAAGCCGUGCCCAUCCCAUUGCCGACAAUUGCAAAACUGUCCCAAUACAUUGUGCGACAUCACAUGAUGUCGCGAGUUUGACAUGUCUGUCAUAGAGGAAUCUCUCUAAGCCCAUAAGACUAUACAUUAAAUUGCAUUGUGCGUUGCACAAUGUAAAACAAAAUAUAGGUAGAAAACAUGCCCAAACAAAUUUUAUGAAUAGGUUUUAGACUCAAAAGUCUGUGAAAAUAAUGGUAGCAUUUCUUCCAGUGACUUUAGAAUACAGGAAGAAAAAUGGUUAUGAAUCCAUUCCUAGUUCAUUAGAUCAAAAUAAUUAUUGAAUCCAAAUGGAACUCUGAAUAGAUUUCAGAUGGCUUGUGGAUGUCAGUCUUUAACAGAAAUAAUAUAAAUGUAGCUGGUCACAUUCAUUCUCACCUUUAAACAGGAACAUAGUCUUUGGAGAACACUCUACAUUAUAGAUACAAAUUCCAUUUGGCCAUGUAAGAACAAAUUCAUUUUUUCAAUUAAAAACAUUGAUUUCAUUAACGAUUUACAAUACAAUUGCAAAUAGUAUUUUACAAUACAAUUCCAAACAUCUAACCAGAAUUUCAUUUAAGUUCAAUGGAAUAAAUUCAUGUAUAGUUCUAAACAGUCUAAUGCCCUAACAGAGCACUCCAAUGAAUGUUUACUUAGAAAUAAAUCCCACUAUAGUCAGUAGUAUUCUCUCAGUCUUAAGUGUCUGUUAGGAUGGCAUGCUUAUUAUGGGGACUGUGAUUUCUGCUUCAAUUGCCUCUCUAUAUAAGUUCAACUACAAAACUCCUGGCUGAUGUAAAGCUGCACUGUCCUUAAGUACUCAGAAUGAUAUGAGCAGUCUGUAGGAUUAUAUUCAAGAUCCUGACCAUGAGCUAUUUCCUACUUUGUCAAUUGUUAUUCUCAGUGUGUUCCAUUGCAGAAAAUCUGUUACACUAAAACCCUGCACUGCAACUCCCUGGCAUUGGUUGCUUCAAUAAACUGGUUGUUACAGUUUGCUGCCUGAUUAUUGAAAAAACAGAGGAGGGGCAGGGGGGAAUAAGCAUAUGAGAGGAGCAGGAGCAGGGUGAUUUUAAAAAAAAAGUUUUUGUUGUGUUCUAGACAUAUUCCUUUAAUGGCAUCUAUUAUUUCCAAGCAGUAAAUAUUCUCAUUGACAUUAAUCAGGAUCAUGGUUGAGAGAAGAGUUAAAGUGCCCAGAUUCCAUAGUUCCUAUCCAGCUAGUGAAAAAUUCAACAGGACAUAUCAUGUGACAAACUCCAUAUUGAGUUGUGCUAAUUAUAACUAGCAUUUGGGAUUUAAAAUCAAUCUCCAAAGGAUAGAAGAACAUAUUAUUACUAUAAAAACAUCAUUAAAGACAGACGGAUUUAAAAUUCAGAUACAUGUAAAAUGUCAGAAAAAAUCCUCAAGAAGGAAACAUUUUAAUCAAAGUGUCCAAGAAUGAUAAAAAAAACUUACAGGAAAAAAA
Molecule: messenger RNA, 14649 nt
Organism: Crotalus tigris (Tiger rattlesnake)
Lineage: Eukaryota; Metazoa; Chordata; Lepidosauria; Squamata; Viperidae
Gene: ADAM12
Product: ADAM metallopeptidase domain 12
Exons: 23
Coding region: 247-3033 (928 amino acids)
Biological process (GO): proteolysis
Molecular function (GO): metalloendopeptidase activity
Source: RefSeq, a predicted model, not a curated record